Abrus precatorius (Indian licorice) is the source of this 849-nucleotide messenger RNA. RefSeq lists its product as uncharacterized. The record is from RefSeq and is a predicted model, not a curated record. The transcript has 4 exons. The coding region runs from base 1 to 849 and encodes 282 amino acids. NCBI's taxonomy places the organism in Eukaryota, Viridiplantae, Streptophyta, Magnoliopsida, Fabales, Fabaceae.
AUGGGGGUAUUGGCUACUGGAAACCUUUGUGUUGUGGUGAAUGUUUAUGCAUUGUGUAGACUAAGUGAGAAGAGAAAGUUAUGGGAUGAUUUGCUCAUGACAAGAAUGGGUUUUGGCAAAUUUAUGUGGUGCAUAUUGAGUGACUUCAAUGCUGUGAGACAAGUGAAAGAGAAGAAGGGUUGUCAGGGAGAUGGUUUCAUUCAGGUUCUGAGCAGAGAUGUGUCUGAUCAUUAUCCCAUUAUUCUUAAGCACAAAGUGGUUAACUGGGUUGUGGAGGUGGUGGAGGUGGUGGAAGAAGCAUGGAAAAGAGAUAUUACCCUCCCAUGGGCUGCCCAGAGAGCUAGCCAGAGGUUAAGGAAUGUUAAGAUUGCAUUGAAAAAAUGGAAUAUUGAGGUAUUUGGAAAUGUUGAUCAGGUGAUAUCUGAUUUGACAACUGAGUUGAGCUUGAUUGAUGAUAAAAAUUCUGUGAUGGAACUUUCCGAUGUGAAAAAGAAGCGUCAACAUAUGUUGGUGGGUGAUAUUUGGAAGGCUAGGAAGAAUAGAAAGAGUCUCAUAGCCCAAAAAGCUCGGGUAAGAUGGGGGAAGGAGGGUGAUUUAAAUACAAAGUUCUUUCAUUUAUGUGUUAAUGGGAGGCGGCGACGAAAUAAUAUACCCGCGCUUCAAAUUGGGGAGAGAUGUGUCGAAGAGGUUAAUGAGAUUAAAGCAGGUGUGGUGUCCUAUUUUGCGGCUCAUUUUAGUAGUAGAAGUUGGCUUCAACCUACUAUUGAUAUUAAUAAUUUACCAAGAGUCUUUGUUAUCAGAAUGAGGAGCUUGUUAAUGCUUUUUCGAAGGAGGAAGUGGGAAGGAUGA